Ostrinia nubilalis (European corn borer) is the source of this 2597-nucleotide messenger RNA. RefSeq names its product alpha-tocopherol transfer protein-like. Gene Ontology annotation, molecular function: phosphatidylinositol bisphosphate binding. The transcript has 9 exons. Lineage: Eukaryota; Metazoa; Arthropoda; Insecta; Lepidoptera; Crambidae. Bases 96 to 1025 code for a protein of 309 amino acids. Gene Ontology annotation, cellular component: membrane. The record is from RefSeq and is a predicted model, not a curated record.
UACGAGAUGACAUUACUCUGGCUCUAGUGGCUCUCGGUCCGUCGCUGUGCGCACGCGUCGCUUGCGGAAGUCAGGAAGUGAUCUUUCAGUUCAAAAUGUCAGCAGCAAUCUUAGUGCAGCCUACAGGUGAGAUGUGGAAGAAGAUCCGCGUCGAACUCAAUGAAGACGUCAACACAAGGGACAGUGACCUGGCAGCCAUUAAGGAGUGGCUGAGGACCACGCCGCACCUGCCAGAUGAGUGGGAUAACCAACGCCUCAUGACCUUCCUCCGAGGCUGCAACUUUUCCCUGGAGAAGUGUAAGAGGAAGCUGGACAUGUACUUCACGAUGCGAGCAGCUUGUCCGGAGUUCUUCACCAACAGAGACAUCACCAGGCCUGAGCUGCAUGAUCUGAUGAUCCGUGGGCAGGGGCCAGCAUUGCCCGGGCUCACACCUGAUGGCCGAAGAGUUAUCAUUGCCAGAGGUCUCGACAAAGGCCUCGACACGCACCAGCUAAACGACGCCUUCAAGAUCGCCAUGAUGAUAGGAGAUGUCAGACUGAAGGAGGAGAUCGAGGGUGUGGCUGGAGACAUCUACAUCCUGGACGCAUCCGUCGUCACGCCCAGUCAUUUGGGCAAGCUGUCGUUACCGUCUUUGAAGAAGUUCUUCAUCUGCAUUCAGGAAGCCUACCCAGUAAAGUUGAAGCAAAUUCACGUCGUGAAUGCUUCUCCCAUCAUCGACACCGUCGUGGGCAUCGUCAAACCUUUCCUCAAAGAAAAAAUAAGGAACAGAAUCUUCAUACACACAGAUCUGACAACCCUUUACGAGCACGUACCAAAGGAAAUUCUGCCAGAGGAAUACGGCGGUAACGCUGGUCCCAUGGAUGUUUACAACAAGGCCUGGCAGAAGAAGCUGGAAGAGUACAAGGACUGGUUCCUAGAACAGGAGUCGGUGAAGGCCAACGAAGCCCUCAGACCUGGGAAGCCGACCAACUACGAUGAGCUGUUUGGAAUCGACGGGUCUUUUAGACAGCUGUCCAUAGACUAAAUUUAGAAUAACUAAUUCUAUUCUUACGUAGUUUUUAUGACAAGGCUUAAGCACGUAUUCUGAAAAGACGCUCAACUGGAAACUAGAUUUAAAAAUUGAGAUUCAGACUCUGUCAGAGACAACAAUCUAUGUAUAAAAGCGAAAGGUCACUGACUGACUCACUCAUCACGAACUCUCAGAAACUACAAGUACUAGGAGUCUCAAAUUUUGCAUGGGACUUCCUUUUAAAACGUAGGUGCUCACUAAGAGGGGAUUUUGCAAAAUUCAACCCCUAAAGGGGUAAAACGGGAUCCACGCGUACGAAGUCGCGGGCAGCCGCUAGUAGGUUUAUAAUCCAAAUCCAAUGGUAUUAGUCGGACUCGGAACUAUUCCCACCUCUCGUUCUCACAGCUGCAACUGCUGUGUAGCCAGGAUUUACAGCUUGACCGGGGGAAAGUUAAGCUGUUACUGGACCCGCUACGAAAUUAAUCAGAAUAACAUGAGGAGUUCGAAGUUAAGGUUCGACUUCUCUCCAGUGAAAUGCCAGGUGAUAAAACAAGGGAUGUUUCAUGGUUGAGUGUCAUUUCAAAAUACGGGCCUCAGUCAAUUUUAGUUUUAAGAAGGUACUACACGGUUUUAGGUGUGUAUUGAUAUUUACAAAAUAAUCAAAACUAUCUAGAAGAAAGAAUCGAGAACAAUGAUAUUAUAUAAAAACAAAAGCAGAUAUGUUAUAGGCGCUCGCGCUGUGAAUACUCAAAUACGUCCCAAUUGGGACGUCUUGUGUUUAGUCUUCGUGUGGCCUGCGUCGUGCGCAAUCGCGUGCGUACCACACCGUAAGUUCCUGUGUUCUUACCAAAAUAAAUAAAAAAUGCCAUCGUGUGUGUUUCGAAAGUGUACCAAUUAUGACUCUAAAGUAAACAAAAUACAAGGGAUCUCUUACCACAUGUGAUUAUGCAAAAUUAUUUAGUAUUUAUAUUUUCAAUUAUUUAUGCAAACAAUCAAGACGCCAUGCGCCAUGUUCAAGUUAAGAAAGAGAAAGCGAUCUUGUUUUGACGUUAGAGCGAUAAGGAUGCGUGCGCUGCGGACAUAGAUUAGUUAAUGCAGAAUCGUUAAAACUAUAGCUAUCUCUUUCAUUUGCGUGCUAUUUCGUAUCUUUUGUUUCACUUAUCAGUUACAUUUGUCAAUGUGUGCAAUUUGGAAUAGCUCGGCACGGAUUAAAAUCGUAAUUUCUAUGAACGUAACAUAUCUAUAGUUCUGUAAUAUCAUUGAUCGAGAAGAAAAAUACUGCUUUUAGCCUACAAAAGCCAUUUUAACCUUCAUUUCACUUUAUUUACAUUAUAGUUAUAGACCAUAACGCCUAAAAAUAUUUUCUAUGCAAUGUCCAUCAGUGAAGAUUUUUAAAAACAGAUUUUAAUAAAAUGUAAUUUCUGUAUUAAUUCUUUUAGAUUCGUUUCUUUCUAGAUAGUUCUACCAAAACAAAACAGAGCGUUAGGUAGAUUAAGAUUUUGUUUAAACUUAGGUAAGCUCAUACAAUGUUUGGGUGCUUAUUGUGAUAUUUUUAUACUUUGAUUUAAAUAAAAUAGUUUGACUUUA